Messenger RNA from Mycosarcoma maydis (corn smut), 333 nucleotides. RefSeq lists its product as uncharacterized. NCBI's taxonomy places the organism in Eukaryota, Fungi, Basidiomycota, Ustilaginomycetes, Ustilaginales. The transcript has a single exon. The record is from RefSeq and is a predicted model, not a curated record. Bases 1 to 333 code for a protein of 110 amino acids. Gene Ontology annotation, cellular component: ubiquitin ligase complex.
AUGGGCAUGACACACAAACAGUACCUUAGUGGCCAGCGUGUGUUCGGCUGCAAGGAAUGCAAGACUCACCUGACCACAAUCGAGAAUCUGGUGAGUCGUGCGUUCAACGGUCAACAUGGAAGAGCUUAUCUUUUCGAUCUGGUCACCAACAUCAAUUUGGGAGAUCCCGAGGAUCGCCACAUGACCACUGGCCUGCAUACGGUGCGAGAUAUCAGUUGCGUCAAGUGCAAGACCACGCUCGGAUGGAAGUAUGACCGUGCCUAUGUGGCUGCCGAAAAGUACAAGGAGGGCAAGUUCAUCCUCGAGAAGGAGCUCACUGUCGACGUCCACUAG